GUGAGCUUGCCAGGCAGCUUUAGCAGCGGUUCUAGCUGGAUCCUUCACACAAGCUAUAACUGUUAGCUAGCUACUAUUAAUUACUGAAACCUUUUUUCUUCUUUUUUUCGGAGACAUUUUUUGAUCAUGGGCGACAAGAAAAGCCCAAGCAGGCCAAAAAGACAAGCCAAACCCACGGCAGACGACGGCUUUUGGGAUUGUAGUGUCUGCACCUUCAGGAACAGUGCCGAAGCCUUCAAAUGCAGCAUCUGUGAUGUGCGGAAGGGCACAUCUACAAGGAAACCCAGGAUAAACUCCCAGUUGGUGGCCCAGCAAGUGGCCCAGCAGUACGCCACCCCUCCGCCCCCCAAGAAGGAAAAGAAGGAGAAGUCGGAGAGGCCCGAGAAGGAGCGUGCCGAUCCCGAGCGGCCUGAGCGGGUCCGCCCUGACGGUGACCAUUCGGAGAAGGACACGAGUGAGAAGGACCGGCCUGACAAGGAAAAGCCAGACAGAGAAAAGGACAUCAGCCCCACAGUCACCAAAAAACCCAGCAGCAAAAAGACCAAACCCAAAUCAGAUAUUCAUCAGAGUCCACCCAACAGCAUACAGUCAGGAAACUCAACCAAGACCAACAGUUCCCACAUUUCAAGGCCCAAACUGAAGAACAUUGACCGGAGCACCGCGCAGCAGCUGGCCAUAACUGUGGGCAACGUGACGGUCAUCAUCACGGACUUUAAAGAGAAGACCCGCACCUCGUCCACCUCGUCGUCCACGGUGACGUCCAGCACAGGCUCGGAACAGCAGCACCAGAGCUCCGGCUCGGAGAGCAUGGACAAGGGCUCCUCCCGCGCCUCCACCCCCAAAGGAGACCUUUCCAUGGGGCACGACGAGUCCUUCUGAGCACUGGACGCUAUGCGGAGACGCUUGGAUCCCACAGGGGAGAGUUUCACCCGCCCCCCCCCCCUCACCUCUCA
Megalops cyprinoides (Indo-Pacific tarpon) is the source of this 953-nucleotide messenger RNA. It is a transcript of the gene rybpb, whose product is annotated as RING1 and YY1 binding protein b. The record is from RefSeq and is a predicted model, not a curated record. Gene Ontology annotation, cellular component: nucleus. Gene Ontology annotation, biological process: positive regulation of DNA-templated transcription. The transcript has 5 exons. Bases 127 to 879 code for a protein of 250 amino acids. Lineage: Eukaryota; Metazoa; Chordata; Actinopteri; Elopiformes; Megalopidae. Gene Ontology annotation, molecular function: DNA binding; transcription coregulator activity.